UGGUGUCGGUGUGCUGUAACUCCACCGUGGAAAUGUCGAUAAGUUGUUACUGCAAUUCACACAGAGUGGAGCGAAUCCACGGGCGGGAGACGAGGCUGUGUGAGAUUGCUGGUGCCGUGCCUGCCCCGCCACAUGCUGGCUGUUCGAAGCCUUCUGAGUCUCGGCUUGCUGGUGGCUGGGCGGACCUCCACACACCUUCUCGCCAUCAGACACUCGACGAGGGUCCAGUUACCUGUAUGCGUCAGACAGCACCUGUGGUGGACAGAACAAGCACGCAGCAUGGCUGACGAGGGUACCAUGCGUGAGACUCCAGACAAAACGAUAAAGUAUUUAGGCCAAGAGGAGGCCCAAGCCAUUGAUCAAGAGCUCUUCAACGAGUAUCGCUUCAGCGUCGACCAGCUCAUGGAGCUUGCCGGUCUCAGCUGUGCCACUGCCAUCGCCAAGGCAUACCCUCUGGAAACCUUGCCAGCCAAGAAACAUACACUGCUCAUCAUCUGUGGUCCAGGAAAUAAUGGUGGAGAUGGGCUGGUAUGUGCCCGACAUCUCAAGCUCUUUGGAUAUGAACCAACAAUUUUCUAUCCUAAACGUCCCAACAAGCCUCUCUUCCAAGCUUUAACAACACAAUGCGAGCGGAUGGACAUCCCAUUUCUCUCAUACCUGCCAACACAGGUGCAGCUGCUGAAUGAUGCCUACAGCUUGGUGGUGGAUGCUAUUUUUGGGUUCAGUUUCUCUGGGGAGGUACGCGAACCAUUUGGAUCCAUUCUGACCACGCUCAAGCAGGUCAACAUGCCCAUUAUCAGCAUUGACGUGCCUUCAGGCUGGGACGUGGAGGCUGGUAAUCCGGACGGAAUUCAACCGCAGAUGCUCAUCUCGCUGACGGCACCCAAGCGAGCCGCAUUGCAUUUCCGUGGGAAAUACCACUUCUUGGGCGGCCGCUUUGUCCCGCCCGAUUUGGCUAGGAAGUACAACCUCACUCUCCCUGAAUACCCUGGCACUAGCUGUGUCCUCUCUCUUCUUUAGUCAUUGCUGGUAGCAGUAUAUAACAAACAAAACAACUUUCAGGUUUAUUUCAAGGUCACGAAAUAAGGAUUCUUAUUAAAUGCAUCGUAACAUGAAAGAUUAUCAAGCCACCGAGGCUAGGAUUUAUUUGUAUACGUGUUGAACUUCUUUUUUACAGUACUAGCCAACCAAUUAUUAUUGACAUUGUUAAUGCAAGAUGUGUGUCAGGCUCCGUACGUUUGUGUUAUCAGCAUUUUGCAAUGUGCUUUAAAUCCGAGUAAUUAUUUUUGAUAUUUCGACAGCAGUAUGGCUAAAUCUGCUAGGGUUUCCAAGGGUCUACAGACUGUAAAUGCAGCACUGCUCUUCCUUCGAGAUGUUUCAUUGCUAUGGAGUAUUUUAUUUUGCAACUGCUUUUUGGUAGUUACAUGUUUUGAAUUGUGAAGAUUAAUCUGUCAUGGAAUGAAUGGUCUUUAAUUGUGGUAUUCUAAAUUGCAAAAUAAAUGUGUAAGACAUCA
This is a messenger RNA of Lethenteron reissneri (Far Eastern brook lamprey), 1514 nucleotides long. RefSeq names its product NAD(P)HX epimerase (gene NAXE). The record is from RefSeq and is a predicted model, not a curated record. Lineage: Eukaryota; Metazoa; Chordata; Hyperoartia; Petromyzontiformes; Petromyzontidae. Gene Ontology annotation, molecular function: NAD(P)HX epimerase activity. Gene Ontology annotation, cellular component: mitochondrion.